UUUAGUGCGCGACCGCAGGCCAACGCAGUUGGAACGCAUUCUCGGAGCUAUUUGAAGUCCCCGUCUCCUAACCCAUAUAUACUUUUAGAUAUAUACAUAUAUAUAUUCAUAUUCACCAUCACUAUGGAAGACGAUGAGAAAAUGGACAUCAUGCGUAAAGCAUUCCAAAUGUUCGAUACCCAAAAAUCUGGAUUUAUCGAAACUCUACGCCUUAAGACCAUCUUGAACAGCAUGGGUCAAAUGUUCGAGGAGAGCGAACUACAAGAUCUUAUCGAUGAAAACGAUCCAGAAGAUACUGGUAAAGUUAACUUUGAUGGCUUUUGUAACAUAGCAGCCCAUUUUCUCGAGGAGGAAGAUGCCGAGGCCAUUCAGAAGGAACUGAAGGAGGCAUUUCGUUUAUAUGAUCGUGAGGGAAAUGGUUACAUCACCACGUCUACGCUAAAGGAGAUUUUGGCCGCACUAGACGAUAAGCUAUCAUCGAGUGAUUUAGAUGGCAUCAUUGCGGAAAUCGAUACCGAUGGCUCCGGCACAGUGGACUUUGAUGAGUUUAUGGAAAUGAUGACUGGAGAUUAAAAUAGUGUUACAGGCGAAUCCUUAUUGCUGAUACAAAUAAAAAGCUUUUGGUGUUUAAUAAUA
Drosophila willistoni is the source of this 636-nucleotide messenger RNA. It is a transcript of the gene TpnC25D, whose product is annotated as troponin C. The transcript has 3 exons. Gene Ontology annotation, molecular function: calcium ion binding; enzyme regulator activity. The record is from RefSeq and is a predicted model, not a curated record. Lineage: Eukaryota; Metazoa; Arthropoda; Insecta; Diptera; Drosophilidae. The coding region runs from base 124 to 573 and encodes 149 amino acids.